Molecule: messenger RNA, 2057 nt
Organism: Cuscuta epithymum
Lineage: Eukaryota; Viridiplantae; Streptophyta; Magnoliopsida; Solanales; Convolvulaceae
Source: the annotation of a GenBank genome assembly
GCUGAAAUUUGGUAUAGGUAAACUAGACGUAAUGAAGAAGAUGCUCAAAAAAAUUUAUCAAAAAAUUCCACCAGGAAUCUCCCCAAUUGGCGACGGCCGGGCAGAACCUCCUUUAUAAGGGGCUAAUUGAACACUUUGAGUUAGUUCAUGUACCUAUUUGACCCUUUAGCCAAAAAAAAUAAAGACGGUGGAGGCCAUCCUUCAUGAGGUUCGCGGCGGUGUCUGUCAGGCUGACAGAUGUUACCUCUCCAGCAAUACAAGUUGCUGCAUAACAUCAGAAAUUCAGAAUUACAUAAAAUAAAAAUAAAAAAUACUACUAUCGGAGGUUACAGCAAAAAUAAAAGAAUUCUUCAUUUCUGGUCUCUGCCUAGAUGCAGAAGAAAAAUGGAAUCGAGGGAAACUUUUGCUUCCCAAGAAGCAGCUCCAACCCCUUACAUUUCCAAUAAGUCGAUGCAUGAGAAACCCAAACAGGGAAUCGAGGAGUUCGAGACUCUUCCCUCCAGUGUUAACAGUAGCAAUGAUCGAGAACAGAGAGUAGUUUCAGAAGUUUAUCCAAAACCAGACUCGCACAUGUCUCCGGGCCAAACCCGGAGAAGAUCAAAGCCUGGCUUGAGGAGAAUGAAGGGAGGGAAGUGGGGCGCUGUGAUCAGAAAUCCGUUUACCAAACGGCAGGUUUGGCUGGGCACUUAUGAUUCAGAGGAAGCAGCUUCGCACGCUUACAAUUCCAUGAAGCUAGAGUUCCAGAAAGCCAAACAAGGAAUAGAGAAGGAGGUCCAGACUAGUCCAUCUGGUUUUCACGAUCCGGAUCCGGUGCCCGGUUUGUGCAUGGAUGAGGGGCAAAACCCGAGAAGCUUGAACCGUGGGUUAAGGAAAAUGAAUAAUGGGAAAUGGGGUGCGGUGAUCGGAGACCCGGUUCUGAGGCGGCAGGUUUGGCUGGGAACUUUCCAUUCCAAGGAAGCAGCUUGGAUAGCUUACCAUCACAAGAAGCUGGAGUUCGAGAAAACCAAACGAGUAAAGAAGCAGAUUAAAACUAGCAAAAAGACUGCAUGUCCAGUCCCAUUGACCGAUCCGGCGAAGAAACCAGUUUUGGAUCCGCACCCGGAUUGCGAUAUUGGAAGGAAUUUGGUUAGUCAACCCGUUUCACCCACUGAUCUCGUUCACAAACCCGAAUCACCUGCAGGUCCUAAUCCGAAACCGGAUUCGGGUACGGGUCCUGAUCCGCAACACGCUUCCAGUAAGGGUUCUAAUCCGCUACCCGAGUCGAUUACGGGUCCUCAUCCGCUACCCGAGUCGAUUACGGGUCCUCAUCCGCUACCCGAGUCGAUUACGGGUCCUGAUCCGCUACCCGAUUGUCCAACGGAUUCGAAUUUGGGUAUGGGUCAUAGGCUGAGAGCCACCAAUCCUGGGGUUAGGAAGGAGAUUGGGGGAAAGUGGGGGGCGGUGAUAAACAACCCGUUCACCGGGCGGCGCGUUUGGCUGGGAAUGUUCAACACAGAGGGCGCUUACCUUUCCAAGAAGCUGGAUUUCGAGAGAAUUGCUAAAGCCAAACAACGACUAGAGAAUGAGAAGAAGCAGAAUCCGAUUAUCACUGAGCCGGAAAAGACCGCAGUUUCUGAUCCUGGACCGGGUACCAACAGAACUUCAGAAGAAGAAGCUUCACAGGCUUACGAAUCUAAAAAAACAGAGGAUUUCAAACAUGGCGAAUCGGAGAUUGAGGAAAGCAAGAUGAUUUCGUCAGCUGAGGUUAACCCAAUGACCAAAGAAAGUAUUUAUAUGGGAACGUUUCAAACUCAAGAAGAAGAUAAACUAGAAACCUACCAUCAAUCCCAGAAAAUUGAAUUUGAGGAAUCUCGGGUUGUAGAGGAUGAAGAUGAUGGCGGGAUGUGGUUGGGGAAGUGGGUUCCCAUGGCCGACGGGAGAGAAGUAAGUUUCUCUGUGAAAUAUGGAGUUCCCAUAAUUGAUAAUUAUGGGUAUCUGCUUGGUGAAUUCCAGAGAUUGGACGAUGAGCUUUGGAUCUGUAAAGAGGAAGACUAUGCCCAUCAAGCUUAACCUUAGAC